AUGACGUUAGUGGAACCUUUUUGGAGUUGGGAUUCACGAAUUGCACAACUAGUAUCUUCUCAAAAAUAUCUAAGUUCCUUUAUAAUGAAACGAGGCAAAUGUACGGAUGCAUUGAUUUCUGCAUUGGAAUUGCACGCAGAUUCUCUGCGACUUAUCCAUUUUCGUAGGGUGGAUUUUUCAAAAUGUACUUCAAUUGGCACUUUUAAAUCAAAUUGUAAAAACUUGGAAGUAUUAAUAAUCCAUGGCUGUAAAUAUUUGUCAGGGAAUGUGCGCGAAGAACUGAUUCACGCAUCAUUUCCUAAAUUGGUUGAACUUGAUGUUAACGGGACUGAUUUUGAUGGAACAAUGGCUUCAUGGAAUAAUUGUGUGGGUAAACGUAAUGAACACCAAGAAUUAAAAUUCUACUGA
Messenger RNA from Racocetra fulgida, 408 nucleotides. The record is from the annotation of a GenBank genome assembly. NCBI's taxonomy places the organism in Eukaryota, Fungi, Glomeromycota, Glomeromycetes, Diversisporales, Gigasporaceae.